GGGUGAAGCCGUAUGCUUGUUCCAUGUGUGACAUGAGGUUUAUUCAGCGUAACCACCUGGAGAGACACAGCCUCACUCAUACGGGAGAGAAGCCAUUUGCAUGUGACAUGUGUGAUAUGAGGUUUAUUCAGCGCUACCACCUGGAGAGACACAAGCGUGUCCACAGUGGGGAGAAGCCUUACCAGUGUGAAAGGUGCCAGCAGAAUUUUUCACGCACAGACCGGCUGCUGCGACAUCGGCGGUUGUGCCAGGGUCGCAGCGUACCCAAAGUAGAGAACCAGCCGUGCUGCGAACCACGCCCGUACCCCCAGGAGCCUCCACCCGCACCCCCAACCUGGAGCCCCCUGCACCCUCCCCCGGGGCGUCUGGCUGUCUGACAUUCCGCCUUGCCCGCGUCCACAGCUCCAUCGGAAACGGGCCGAGCCACACAGGGUUUCCUCCUCCCACCUCUGUGCUGGGUGGUGCCACAUUCUAGCACAGACUGAUCUCACAGCUCCGGUCUUUGGAUCGAUGACGACAGUGGGACGUUUUGUUUUUAGUUUACUUUUUACUGUGGUCCCUCCCCCCCUCCCCUCCCCCGUUUCUUUCUUAUUUUUUAAAGCUGAGACAUUUCUGUGAUGAACAGUGGUCCUGUUUUGUACUAAAUCUUUCGUUUUUCCUUUUUCAGAAAAAAAAAAGGUUUUUACUGUUAACAAAAAUCAGUUGGUGGUACUUGGGGGUGGGGGGUGGGGGGGGGGUAUUAAACUGGCUAUUGUUUGUCCUUACAUAUUUGUGAACAAUUGGUGAAGAAAAGUAUUUGAGCUGCUUCAGAUCUUUUUUUUUAAACGGCCCAUUUUGUCUUUAAAGAAUUGUCACUCAGGUUAAAAUGAUUAAAACUGAACUUUCGCUCCAAGUGCAGAAACUCUUCGUGUGUGUCUCAUGGACCAGAGUUUUGCUGCUCAUUAGGAACAUUGAACUGAAAAGGUUGAGGCUAAAUUAGCUGAUGCGUCAGUUUUGAUUAUAUCUCCAGGAGGGCCAGUGUCCAGUUUUAAUGAUUGUGUAAAUAAUUAAACUAUGAGACUUGAGUGGGUCUUUCAUGCACAAAAUGGGCCAAAAGUAUACUUUAAAAUGGACUUUGGUUCAAAUACAGCUCGUUGUCACUGUUGCAGUUGAGACUUGAAAGAACUUGAGGAACUGUGUGAUUCAACAACAACAAAAAAAGUGUGUAAAUCAGAACUUCCUGGACAGUGGAUGGCCUUCCUGUAUUUACCUGUAUGUACCAGGUGUGGAGGUGUGUGUCACAGCAGCUCUUCGAUUGUUUCUUUCCAAAAAAAAGAAAAAGAAAAAAAAAAGCUGGGGUUUGUGCUACUGUCCAUCCUGCUGUGUAUGAAUACAGAUUUCCAGUGCUGUCGCAGAAAAAAAAAGUCACUCCUGGUGUUACCAUAAAUAAGUUCCUGAUGUAAAUGGAUGCAGGUUGGCCACUUGCAGUCCUACUGUUUUUUUUUUUUUUUUUUGUACAGAUUGUCACAUUGUAAGAUAACAGUAUACAAAAUCUUGUGGCCUUAGUAUGUUUUUUUUUUUUUUUUUUGGUCAUUUUCAGCUAUUUUAUUAUUGUGAAUCAGAUUUAUUUACAAGCCUUUCAUCAACAUAUUUUUUUUAUUUCAUAGUUAUUGAAUGUUGAUGGCUUCAGUGGCGCUCAGACUGCUUCUUUUAAGAAGUUAGGUUAUCUGAUGAACAUAAAUCUUUCCGUCAUCAUUACUGUUAACAUUGUAACGAUAUAUAAUCUUACAGACGUCAGCGGUGGCACUUUGGUCAGUCUUUUCGAGGAGUCAGUAGUGCUUUGGCCCCAGCAGAGUCACCACUCGAGCUGUAAUGAUGGCCUUUUCAUCCAGAUGUUUCUGUGGUCGGUGUGUAAAACUGGAUCUCUCUCUCAUCGGUGGGUUUGGCCUUAAGUUAGCAGAGGGAGUUUAACGAAGGGUUUGUUUUACCUGUGAUGAACUGACGGGUUUAUAGGAGUUGCAUUGCUUCUUGUUGAAUUUCUCAAACUUUGACCCCUUUCCUGUUACAAAUGAGUUUGUUUAUUAGAAUUGAGGAGUCGGUGCUUAAUUGGAAGCUUAAGCUACAGCCAACUGGAAAUGUAUCAUAAGUUUAUUUGUAAUUUUUUGCUGCUCUCUAAAGUCUGUUACUAAAUUUGGAGCUUCACACUUUUAUUUUUUUUGUUUGUUCUGAAUUAAACUAUGGGGGAAGUAGAAUAAUGAUUUAAAAUGAAGUUUUACAAGAUGUACAGGAGGGUUUUUGUAAAAAUGAUGUAAAGAUAAGUGACUUGAUAGCAGUUCAAACUUGGCAACAAAAAGGGUCAGGUUAAAGAAAUGCAAUAAUUAGCUUUGGAAACACUAAUCCCAGUCUGUGGAGGGGACGCCGCUGGUGUGUGUGUGCACAUACAGGAGGGAAGCAAAAGGGCAAUACAGUUUGUAGUUCUUGUCACUUAAAACCUGUCAUMUAUAAUUUUUGUAGUAUUAUCAUUCUUAUUGUUAAAAUGCAAUAGAAAUGUUGAUUGUGUAUUAUAUAAGACUGAGUUUUAUUUUGUGCCCAGGCAGAUGGAAGGACUUAUCUGUCUCAUCAUGUUUUAUUGAUCAUUUCAUGGACCUUUUUUUUUUUUAAUUAUUACAAAAUUGUACACUGGAGUGAAUGGAAAAAGACAAAAAAAAAAAACGAUUUGGAUUUUUUUUUUCAUUAAUCUGUGCUAGAUUUUAGGUUUCUAGACAAAGCCUUUUUUUUCUGCCCAUCUUGACCCAGAAGGUGAACAGAACAAUUUUGGAUCAGUACAGUUGAAAGCCCACUAUGUUCUGUCAUUUUGACAUUUUAGGACUAGAACCACAGGAAAAUGUUUUGCUUUUCUUAUACAAAGUCCCUGGUAUUUGUAGUAAAUUAUAUUGAUAAUGGUAUUAGAUGAACAACAGCAUAACAGUAGCUAUCACGGAUUAGUUGUUUUCUUUAUUAGUCUUGCAUGCAGAGUUAUGGUCCUCAGUUAAGACAGGAUCUUGAUAUUGAUUAUUUUGUGUAGAAAAGAGUGCAUAAAGAAUAACUUCCUAAAAACAAUGUUACAAUGAUUAUUGUAAAAUGGGCUUACUAAUAUGUACCCUUGUGAUCCAAUUAGUUUCAACUGUAUGAAAAUCAGAGGAAAGGCUUCUUACUAUUAUGCUAAAAUAAAGAAUUUGUAAAGGA
Austrofundulus limnaeus is the source of this 3204-nucleotide messenger RNA. Its product is annotated as gastrula zinc finger protein XlCGF8.2DB. Gene Ontology annotation, molecular function: DNA-binding transcription factor activity, RNA polymerase II-specific; RNA polymerase II cis-regulatory region sequence-specific DNA binding. Gene Ontology annotation, biological process: regulation of transcription by RNA polymerase II. The record is from RefSeq and is a predicted model, not a curated record. Lineage: Eukaryota; Metazoa; Chordata; Actinopteri; Cyprinodontiformes; Rivulidae.